UUCACUCAUUAAAGAGCUCUGACUCACUCAAAAGGGAUCACUGUGUUGAGUCAGAAGAUGUCAGUUUGACAUGGAUACUAACUCAAUGGCCAGAAGCUGUGAAGUUAGCAACUAGCUAGAGUUCCUCUGCUUCUUUUCCCUUUUUUUCCCUCAUUACCCAAUGGUGGCUCUUGCAGGAGGAAUUUAUGCAGGCAAGCUGAGAGCUCACAUGGCUGUGCCUGUGAUUUCAGAAUGGAUACAUCCUUCUGCUGGCCAUUAUCAGAUCAUCAGAUGAUAAUGUGAUAAUGAUAAUUUAAUGUAACAGCACCAGAAUUACUGUCUGUGGCUACCUUUAGCAUCAUGCAUGCUUUAACGCUGUAUAAAAACUUUGAGAAGAUCAGUAUAAGUUCAUAAGGCAAUGAUAUUAAUGUUAAAAUUAAAUAGUAACAGGACUUUUAUAAGUACAAGAAUAUUAGUGAGUGCUUGAAAAUAAGUUCAGCAUUAACAAAUGAAGAUAAUAAUCCAUUCAAGUACGGAAAGCAAUAAGAAACAUUCUAUGAUAAAUUUCUCCAUACAUGACUCACAGUCUUAUACUGAGCCUUUUUCUUACUCAGAAUAAGAAAAAAAAGGAUCAAGAUGAUGUAUGGCUGAGAUCUCUAGAAGCUCCUGUGCCUGAGUCUGCUUACAUCUAUUGUUAACCAAAGCCAAGUCUGAGAAAUCACAAACAUAUGACAAUUUUCCUUCCUGCUGCUAGAAAUUCUGCCUAAUCUCCCAGCAAGUGGUCCCAUUUGGCUCAUAUUCAAAGCUUGAAAAAGAUCCCAGUCUCCUAUAGCUUAAUAUAAUUUGUAUGUCAGUUCCACAAACAGAGGCAUUACAAGAAACCUCCUGGCUGCUAACACCUUUACAAGCAUGAAUACAUUUCAUACAGAGCAAGCAGUAAGGAGCAGAACGUGCUUUUCACCAGGCUGGCUAGCACAGCUACUCAUCCUCAGGUUGAAAUGGAAUGUUGAUAUGGCACAGUGGUCUUUGUUUGGUACAAAUACACUGAUUUCAGUACCAAGCACUAUGCACAAGUCCUUUAGGUUACAAAUCAGCAAGGAGCCCCAUUAAUUUCAACCAGCACAAGAUCAAGCCACAUGAAGCGAAGGCACAGGCAGUAAGGUAUUACAUUUACUACAAUUUCUCCUAUACUUAAGUCUCUUUGUAUUUGUCUUAUUUAGAUUCAUUCUGGAAAAUGGAAAACACUGGGAUUUCAACUGAUCUGAAAAUCAGUUUUAAAGGCAGCAGCACUUUUGCCUCAAGGAAGGCUCCAGCCAGAGUAGGAAUUGGUGCUUACAGCUCAGCAGAGAUCAUUAUCUCACUGUGAGUUUGCUCAGUGAGAUUCAUUCCACACUUCCACUGUGCCAAUGUUUGCUUUAUUCAAGCAAAAAAGGUUCGUAAUUACUGACCCACAGUUACUACUUGACAAACCACUGUUGUGUUUUAAAACAGAAACAAGAGAUGCUAUUUUCCAUUUGCACCUAAAUAAUUGCAAGGUAAUCAGUGGUGCGUGGCUAGUUAGGGAGCUUGGUGAGAUUUAACCUAUCAAAAUAAGUGCACCUAUCUGUAAUCACCACAUCUGCCUCCUGUGAUGGUUCAUGUUCAGAUGCAGAAUCCCCUCUGCAGAAAGCACACCCUGUAAGGAAAUCCAGUCUGCAGCUGCUGUCAGUGGUUCACACAACAGUUUUUCCUUGUGCUUGAGACACCCAUUGGGAAGCACAAAUACGGCAGGUAGAGCAAGAAGGGCAAACAUCAGCUGGUUGAAAAAGGAAUCUUCUGGACAAAGAGCAAAGGCCUGAGAAUCAGGAGACCAAUUCUCUUUCAGGGGCUGCAGUAAAAUUACUGAGUAACACAAAGCAAACUGAUGUAUUUUCAGUUAAGAUUAAGCCAGUCAGGCUGAAAUACGAAGUGUCGUUUUUAAUGUCUGUAAUUCAGUGACAUCUGUGAUAAGAGCCCAAUUGAGCUGUGGUAGAAAUGAAUCUAAUAAUUAUUGCAAAAGGAAUCAUUGCAAAAUCAGGCAGGGGAUGGGAGGUAGUUGUAUUUGGUACACUGGAGAGCUGUUGUUUUUCUAAUUCUAGUUUAUGUACUUUCCUGGUCAUUAUGUCCACAUUUGCAAGCAAUAAAAGGGCAUUAUGUGCUGGUCACUCCAUCUGCUUUUGAGAUAAAUCUAUGUUAGCAUUUCAAAGGGUCAAGGAACUCUGCAGGGCAAACAAAUUCUGGAGUGCUGAUGCCAGAUGGCGGGUAUAUAAAGUGGAAAGCGAGCAGAGCAAUGCACUGUGCUUCUGUUCUAGGGAGAAGUUUCACCCAGAAGGCAGCAAAAGAGGAAAAGAACUGAACAACAAUGCUGAGGUUUGCCAUCACCCUCCUUGCUGUCAUCACAUCAUCUACCUGCCAGCAGUAUGGAUGUCUGGAAGGGGACACCCACAAAGCGAAGCCAAGUCCAGAGCCAAACAUGCAUGAAUGCACUCUGUAUUCUGAAUCUUCCUGUUGCUAUGCAAACUUCACAGAGCAAUUGGCUCAUUCCCCAGUAAUUAAAGUAAGCAACAGCUACUGGAACAGAUGUGGGCAGCUCAGUAAAUCCUGUGAAGAUUUCACAAAGAAAAUCGAGUGCUUUUACCGGUGUUCUCCGCACGCUGCUCACUGGAUCAAUCCCAGAUAUACUGCUGCUAUUCAGUCUGUUCCACUGUGCCAAAGCUUCUGUGAUGACUGGUACGAAGCCUGCAAAGAUGAUUCCAUUUGUGCCCAUAACUGGCUGACGGACUGGGAACGGGAUGAAAGAGGAGAAAACCACUGUAAGAGUAAAUGCAUGCCAUACAGGGAGAUGUAUGCAAAUGGGACCGACAUGUGCCAGAGCAUGUGGGGGGAAUCAUUUAAGGUCAGCGAAUCCUCCUGCCUCUGCUUGCAAAUGAACAAGAAGGACAUGGUGGCAAUCAAGCAUCUCCUCUCUGAAAGCUCAGAGGAAAGCUCCAGUAUCAGCAGCAGUGAGGAGCAUUCCUGCCAAAAGAGACUCCUGAAGUUUGAGGCACUGCAGCAAGAAGAAGGGGAAGAGACGAGAUGAAUUUUGGUGGGUGAACGUCAGGAGGAGAGAAAUCAUUGUGGAGGUUGGGCUCAGGGCAUCACAGCAGCCUGUCUUAUCCCUCACUA
Messenger RNA from Lagopus muta (rock ptarmigan), 3162 nucleotides. RefSeq names its product riboflavin-binding protein. Bases 2360 to 3076 code for a protein of 238 amino acids. Gene Ontology annotation, cellular component: external side of plasma membrane. Gene Ontology annotation, molecular function: riboflavin binding; signaling receptor activity; riboflavin transmembrane transporter activity. The record is from RefSeq and is a predicted model, not a curated record. The transcript has 6 exons. Lineage: Eukaryota; Metazoa; Chordata; Aves; Galliformes; Phasianidae.